AAAUCCAAGCCCGGCCCAAGUUACAAAUCCUUAAACCCUAUGGAAUCCAAAACGAGGGAGAAGGCGGCAACUGCAGCGAACAAUGGUGAAAGCAUAUCUCCGAUACGAGCCGGCGGCGGCGUUCGGAGUUAUCGCGUCCGUCGAUUCCAAUAUCGCCUACGAUAGCUCCGGAAAACACCUCCUUGCACCGGCGCUAGAAAAGGUCGGAGUUUGGCACGUGCGCCAAGGCGUUUGCACUAAAACCCUGACCCCUUCUCCAUCUUCUCGCGGCUCUUCUUUCGCUGUCACCUCCAUUGCCUCCUCUCAAUCCUCUCUGAUUGCGAGUGGGUAUGCUGAUGGUAGUAUAAGAAUUUGGGAUUGUGACAAAGGAACUUGUGUGACCACAUUGAAUGGACAUAAAGGGGCUGUGACUGCUCUUCGGUAUAAUAAGAUUGGAUCUUUACUUGCUUCUGGUAGCAAGGAUAAUGAUGUUAUCUUAUGGGAUGUUGUUGGCGAGACAGGCCUUUUUCGCCUUCGUGGCCAUCGUGACCAGGUCACCGACCUUGUUUUCUUGGAUUCUGGUAAAAAACUUGUUAGUUCAUCCAAAGACAAAUUUUUGAGAGUUUGGGAUCUUGAAACCCAACACUGUAUGCAAAUAGUUAGUGGUCAUCAUACUGAAAUUUGGUCCAUAGACACUGACCCAGAGGAGAGAUAUCUUGUCACUGGAUCAGCAGAUCCAGAACUUAGGUUUUACACCAUAAAGCAUGACUUGGUUAAUGAAAGAUCUAUAUCAAAGUUAAAUGGAACUGAAGCUGUGGACAGUGGAGAUUCAUCUGUGCAAAGCAAAUGGGAAGUUUUAAAGCUGUUUGGUGAGAUUCAGCGACAAAGCAAGGAUAGAGUUGCCACUGUGAGAUUCAACAAGUCUGGACAUCUGCUGGCUUGUCAAGUGGCAGGGAAGAUAGUAGAGAUUUUACGUGUAUUGGAUGAGUCGGAAUCUAAGCGUAAAGCAAAACGAAGAAUUCACAGGAAGAAAGAGAAGAAAUCCAUAAAAGAGGUAGCUGAUGUGACUCUAGAUGGGGAUGUUAAUCUUUUAAAAGGGGAAGAAAGCUUUAUCCCUACUGUUACCGUCUCUGAUGUUUUUAAGCUUAUUCAUACUUUACGAGCUAGCAAGAAAAUAUGUUCCAUUUCUUUUUGUCCGGUCACUCCAAAGAGCUCUCUGGCAUCUUUAGCGUUAUCUUUGAACAAUAAUUUAUUGGAAAUUCAUUCUAUUGAAAGCAGUUCAAGUACAAAAACACUUGCUAUCGAGCUCCAGGGACACCGUUCUGAUGUCAGAAGUGUUACACUUAGCUCAGACAACACUUUGUUGAUGUCAACUAGCCACAAUGCUGUAAAGUUUUGGAAUCCAAGUACUGGUUCUUGCCUGAGAACUAUUGAUUCUGGGUAUGGAUUAUGUGGUUUAAUUCUUCCUCGUAACAAGUAUGCACUUGUUGGAACAAAAGCUGGGACCAUAGAAAUUAUUGACAUUGGGAGUGGCACUUGUAUUGAAGUAGUGGAAGCUCAUGGUGGCUCUGUCCGGUCGAUUGCGACAAUUCCAGAUGGAAACGGCUUUGUCACUGGAAGUGAAGAUCAUGAAGUAAAGUAUUGGGAAUAUCAAUACACACAGGAACCCAAUCAACAUACCAAGCCCUUAAUGUUAUCACAUGUAAGGACUAUGAAAAUGAAUGAUGAUGUUCAAGUGGUUGCUGUUAGUCCCGAUGCUAAGUAUAUCGCAGCUGCAUUGUUGGAUUGUACAGUGAAGGUUUUCUUUAUGGAUUCCCUCAAAUUUUUCCUGUCCUUAUAUGGUCACAAGCUGCCUGUGCUAUGCAUGGAUGUUUCAUCAGAUGGAGAUUUGCUUGUCACUGGUUCUGCAGACAAAAAUUUGAAGAUUUGGGGUUUGGAUUUUGGUGAUUGCCAUAAAUCUAUUUUUGCUCAUGCUGAUAGUGUUAUGGCUGUGCAAUUUGUUCGCAAUACUCAUUAUGUGUUUAGUGCUGGAAAAGAUCGCCUCAUAAAAUACUGGGAUGCUGAUAAGUUUGAACUACUUUUAACCCUCGAGGGACAUCAUGCAGAAGUUUGGUGUCUGUCAAUCAGCAAUCGUGGUGAUUUUAUUGUCUCGGGAUCUCAUGACCGAUCCAUUCACCGUUGGGAUCGUACUGAAGAGCCCUUUUUUAUUGAGGAAGAGAAAGAAAAAAGGCUAGAACAGAUGUUCGAGUCUGACCUUGACAAUGCAUUUGAAAACAGGUAUGCUCCCAAAGAAGAACUUCCAGAGGAGGGAGCUGUGGCCUUGGCUGGGAAGAAAACUAAAGAAACACUGUCUGCAACUGACUCAAUUAUCGAUGCUUUAGACAUAGCAGAGGAUGAAUUGAAGCGUAUUUCUGAACAUGAGGAGGAGAAAACAAAGGGAAAAGUUGCUGACUUCCAACCAAAUAUUUUAAUGCUUGGUCUCUCUCCAUCAGACUUUGUUCUUCGUGCACUCUCAAAUGUUCAUACUAAUGAUAUGGAGCAGACAUUACUGGCUUUACCUUUCUCAGAUGCAUUGAAGCUUUUGUCCUACUUGAAGGAUUGGACAAUUAAUCCUGACAAGGUUGAGCUUGUUUGCAGGAUUGCUACAGUGUUAUUGCAGACACAUUAUAAUCAGCUGGUUACUACCCCAUCUGCAAGGCCUGUCUUGAGUGUUCUAAGAGACAUUCUUUAUGCAAGAGUCAAGGAAUGCAAAGAUGUUCUUGGUUUCAACCUUGCAGCAAUGGAUCAUCUAAAGCAAUUGAUGGCCUUGAAAUCUGAUGCACUCUUUCAAGAUGCCAAAACAAAGUUGCUUGAAAUCCGUGCACAGCAUUCAAAACGCAUAGAAGCAAGGACUGAAACUAGAGAAGAAAAACAGAGAAAGAAGAAGAAAAAGAAAUCUAGUGAUGAACAUGCUUGGACCUGAUUCCAAAGCUAGGCAAUUUUCAAGAAAUAGUUUUCAAUGCUUUUGGAGAUGAAUUGUUCCAGCAGGCAAAGAUAUAACAACACCAAAGCACCGUAGCCACACGGCAUGCUGCAUACAGCAGCAGAAGAAUGAUUGAAGCCUUGAAAUAGUAGUCAUAUAAAUCAAAGUAAUAUGUAACAUAAUUGCAUGUUCCCAAUCUUUGUUUUUUGUUUUUCCUCUGUCAUCCUCUUUUGUCUUCUUCAUCCCCUUUUUUGGGUGGUUUGUUUGUUUGUUUGUUUGUUUUGGGAUCUAGGCAUUUGGGUGGUGGCAUGGCAUUUUUAUUUGCGGGCUCUUAACCAGUGCCUAGCAGCCAAAAGUUUUGAAGUUUUGAUCUCAGCAGAGCUGCUUGAGGUAGGGGGGUUGGGGGCGGUGUUCUUCCUACAUUUUAGUGGCAACAUGUAAUACUACUUGAGCCGGAAGUUGAAUUUUGACAGCUGAAUGGUUUAAUAUUUUGCUGAUCUAUUUAUGUAGGCAGAUGCUGUCUCCUAUCAAAGACUACGCCUGGUAUUUAAAAUGUUCUGCAUGAAAUGGGAAAUCAGUUUGCCUUGGACCAAA
Molecule: messenger RNA, 3535 nt
Organism: Vitis vinifera (wine grape)
Lineage: Eukaryota; Viridiplantae; Streptophyta; Magnoliopsida; Vitales; Vitaceae
Exons: 12
Coding region: 83-2941 (952 amino acids)
Biological process (GO): maturation of SSU-rRNA
Cellular component (GO): small-subunit processome; Pwp2p-containing subcomplex of 90S preribosome
Molecular function (GO): snoRNA binding; protein binding
Source: RefSeq, a predicted model, not a curated record